Molecule: messenger RNA, 4477 nt
Organism: Myiozetetes cayanensis
Lineage: Eukaryota; Metazoa; Chordata; Aves; Passeriformes; Tyrannidae
Gene: SLC25A26
Product: solute carrier family 25 member 26
Exons: 8
Coding region: 3514-4116 (200 amino acids)
Biological process (GO): transmembrane transport
Cellular component (GO): mitochondrial inner membrane
Molecular function (GO): S-adenosyl-L-methionine transmembrane transporter activity
Source: RefSeq, a predicted model, not a curated record
ACACUCUUUAUCCCAGAAGCUUGAAUAUUUUGUUUUUAAAAAACUGUCUGAGCUUAUUUUCAAACAAAAAGAGCAAGGCUGCUUUGGCUUAGCUGAAUCAAAUAUAUUACAGGUUCAGCAAAAUCCUCCUUUCCCUGGAUACUACUCUCACUUUUAUCUGUUGGCACAGUGCCUUGGCAGUGUUUGGGGAUGGGUGUUGAGCUGUAAACAGUCCAUGCUGUUCCUGCCAGUGCUGGCCACCUCUCCUCUCCAAUUUUUGUCACACAGGGUGUUUCCUGGCACUGCACUGAUAAAAUGGGGUGUGAGUUGAUGUGUCUCCACAAGUUUGGGGCUGUAUGGAAAUGGCUUUUCUGGCUCUUUUGCAAGUUAAACUUGGGCUGUGGUGUGGGGCAGAAAAAAGUUGUGUCUGUGGUUUCAUAUUUGCUUUUAUUAACUGAUUUUUUCUUUUCUUUCCCAUGGUGAUUUAGCUCAGAUGUAGGUUGGUCCCAAGCUCCCAGGAGUGUGGAGGUGCCUGUGCCAUCUCAGGUUAACACCAGGUGCCUCACUGCUACAGCAGCACAGCCUGGCUACUUUCCACGGGAAGCAGUUCAGCUGUUCCUGCUCUCUGUGGGUUCAGUUUUGAUCCCCAACUAAUUUUCAUUCUUCUGUGGAAAUGAUACUGAUUAGAUUGAAUGGGAUUUAGCCAGGAAACUUAAUUUAACAUACCAAGCACAUGAAGAUAUGUGAGUACAGCAUCUAUAACCACUCUGGUAAUGGCAGAUAGAAGGUGAUAGAUUUAGGGCUGGGUGGGAUAUGUUUGUGUUGCUGACUCAGGUGGGUUCUUUCUGAUCUUGAUUAGAGCCUGUGCUGUCAGGUUAUGACUUCCAACUUAAGGCAAUGCACAGAACUUAUUUCCAUUAAAAUUCUCUAAAGGAUGUUUGAAAUCAGCAAGAGGUUCUUCACCACCAUGGCAGUGCAUAGCCCUAAAAUUCCUUGUUUCCUGAUAACCUGAUAGAAUGGCAGAUCCAUGAGGUGUUUUAAGCUUCUCAAGUGCUGUUGCAGAAUCAAGAGAAAUGACAGUUGGGCUCAUGAAGAGGUGCCAGUGAUUUGGAAUAAAAUAUACUGGGGAAAAAACCAACCCCAAACACCCUUCCUUGUCAAGUAGGUUAUUUAUAGUAUACUCCCUCUGCCUGUGAGGCUUCUGUGAGAAAGCUGUAACUGGGUAGGUUAAUUAAUAGCAGCCAAAAACCAGUUGGCUACAAAUUACUCCAUCCAGCAGAACCUGUUGCCCGUUUUUUUCCAAGUUGGUCUGUAGUCUGUGACCCUUACAACUCAGACACUUAAUGCUUUCAUUUUGGAGCUGGCAGAGAUGGUGCAGAACAGUUAAAUGUGUUGCUCAGGGCUGUCUCAUAUGCUUGGCUCUUGCUACUCGAAGGCCAGAGAAAUGUAUAUUGGUAGUCAUCGAAAUGGCAAUAUCACUUAAUGGUGUGGAAACUGCAGUGUUGUAAUAGCCAUUUUUCAGCUCAUUUUUCUGCUUUUUGCUAGCUUUUCCUCUCCUCUUGGACUGAUGGGUGUGAGGGGAGAACUAAGCUGUAAAAUACCUGAGACAGGGAUUUGGAGAUUUGCUACAACACACCUGUAAUAAAAUAGCACAAAGCAAGACCUUCUCACAUUUAGUCUUAGUUGAUCAAUAGAAAUAUACAAACUAGUCCAAAUUGCACCAGGGUGAAAGUUAUAAUUAUAGUUUUAUUGAUUAGUCAUUAAGUUUUAAUCAGGGCAUAACCACUGGGACUAUUAUUUUGUCAGUAGUUCUUUCUGAUAAUAUGUACUUUUCUCGCAUCGUAUGCUCUGAUAGGUAUUUAGUAUAAAUUGCUUUUAAAUGUGAAAUAAUAAACCACACACUCUGUCAUGUUAGGAUUCCUAAGGCAUGUCUUUGCAUUUCCACACUGUUUUUUUAGGAAACAGAGAAAUUAAGAUUUAGAGCAAAAAAGUCACGUUGGAUUUCUAGGUUUGCUGUUCUUUCACAGGUGAGCAUAAAUGAGUCAGAUACCUUCUUGUGCACCAGGAAAACGUGAUUAUGUGCAAAGCUUAAAUGUGUGUUUAUGCUUACCAAUCUGUGUUUUGAAUGUGACCCGCUAAAAAUAAUAAAAUGGGUAAAGAGGAAGAGAUACGAAGUUUGCAUCAAGACAUGAUAAAAUAUAUGUGAGAAAUCAAUCAAAUGGGAAGUCUUAGUUGUUAUAACAGCCCUCUUCUGUAUUGUUUGCAGUCUGUGGAAAUUCAUGGGAAACAAAGUCCCCAGGGACUGCUCUGGUCCAUUUUUCCAGGCUGGGAGGCACAAAACCAAGCAGUGAGAAGGCAGUGGCUGUAACACUGUUUUGUUUUUUUUUCUUUGCCUUUUAGGCAGGAGAAAUAUAAAAAGCUAAUCUCAUCUCCCAGAGUGAGAUAAAGAAAAGUACAUUCAAAAUCUGACCCUGUUAAACGUAAUUAGUUUUUCCUAUAACUGAAUCUCGCUGUAUAGGGACUCUGAAUAUCCCAUAAUACAUGAAAAAUUACUUAAAAAGACACAGCCAAAACUCUGGAGGGCACACACAUGGUACAUCAUCUCAUCUCAUCAAGGAAGAAGUAGGUUGAUGAAUAUAUGAGUUACCAAGGGGGGGAAAACCCCUUAUUGUACCACUUGUGUAACUGAAAUGUGGAGAUAGGAAACACACUCCCUGCAUCCAGGACAUUGGAAUUUUUCAUCUUGACUCGACUUUGCCCUGUAUGUUUAGUCUGCCUGUAUCUUUACACUGAGCUGCCAAAUGUGCUUGGAAAACAUGAUAUCAUAGGGAGUGGAAAGGAAAACCAGAUGUUCUGAAAUUUUACUUUUAAUAUUCUGAGGCGGUAUAAGUAACUCUGAGAAGGAACAGUGUUUUUAACCUCCUAGUGCCCAUUUUAAGUAGUAACCAGUUGUGUCUUGCAGAACCAGAGUAAAUUGUACAGCUCCAAAUUGGUUUGUACCGAGUUUUUUUAAUGUCAGUUUAAUGUGACAGUGUAUGUAUUAAUUACAAGAAGCUUUGAUAUGUUGAAGUCCUGCUCUGAGCCUCUCGCACCAACCUCCUGCAAACAUGGUUUUGUGGGACAAGUCUAAGGUUGUCCCAGUUUGACCGAUGAGGUUUCCUUCAGGAGUGCCAAAGUGGUUGGAUUCAGCACAGCUAAUUUGGAUUCAGCACAGAUAAUGUUGCAUCCUGCUGGCCUUUCCAUGGAGGUGAGAAUAAAGUCGUUUGGCUCACGUUGUGGAGAAGGGAGCUGACAACAGCCUUUUCCAUCUAAUGUUUAGAUAUUGUUAUGGUUACCAUCUGAGCUUUGCAAGAUAUUCAGUGAAAGUUUUGGGCUGUUGCUUGUAAAUACUGGGUUCACUCUUAUCUCUCUGACCUUUUGUUCUUGAUUGGCUAUUUUUGAUGACAUUGUCUUUCUAUUUUUUCCCCUACUCUGUAAGACAGCAAGUUACCUUUACAUUCAGAGAGGAAGUGUGUGGGAGGACGGAGGACCAGAAUGGGAAGGAGAUGUCCUGUUCUUUUGGCAGGUGUUUGUAAUGACCAUGCUCUGGAAGUAGAUUACCAGCUGAAGUUACUGAGCUGCUUUUGUCCUUGGGUGGCGUGUCUCAUACGGGUUCCAUCUGAGGUUGUCAAGCAAAGGGCCCAGGUUUCUCCUUCCUCGAGCACCCUCCGGAUUCUCUCCCACACCUUGUACCACGAGGGUGUUCAAGGACUUUAUCGGGGUUAUAAAAGCACAGUAUUAAGAGAGAUUCCUUUCUCUCUGGUACAGUUUCCCCUCUGGGAGUCCUUAAAGGAUCUCUGGUCAUGGAAGCAGGGUCACGUGGUGGAUUCUUGGCAGUCAGCAGUCUGUGGAGCUUUUGCAGGUGGAUUUGCAGCUGUAGUCACCACACCUCUCGACGUAGCGAAGACGAGAAUUAUGUUGGCAAAGGCUGGUUCCAGAAAUGCCAGCGGGAAUGUUCUGACUGCCCUUGGUGGCAUCUGGAGGACACAGGGCCUGUCAGGCUUGUUCGCAGGUGUUGUCCCACGGAUGGCAGCCAUCAGCCUGGGAGGCUUCAUCUUCCUGGGGACAUACGAGAAGACUCGCCAGCUGCUGCUCUGAGCCAGCCCGGCCGGUCCCGCCGGUGGCCACCGAGGAGCUGGAGAAGCCGCAGGAGGAGUCGGGCAGCGAGCACAGCCUUCCUCCCGCCACAGCAGCUGUCCCGCAGGCUGAGAGCCACUCUCGCUGUUAGAGGGAAGCAAAUCCUCCAAUAAUCCAAUUUCCCAAACAUGAAAUUUUCCUGCAUGGAAAGUGAGUGAGGUCACUGCGAGAGUUGUGCCAGAAAAGUAAUGUUUUGGGGGGGGUAAACAGCUAAUUACGGUGGCUGCGAAAGGCGUUAUUAGAACUCCUGCAGGGCAAGUGUUUUGGAAACCUCCAGCUCGGGGGCUGAGCUGGGAGGCUGAAAUAAAGCAAGUUUUCAUCA